Pongo pygmaeus (Bornean orangutan) is the source of this 1507-nucleotide messenger RNA. It is a transcript of the gene C9H11orf52, whose product is annotated as chromosome 9 C11orf52 homolog. The record is from RefSeq and is a predicted model, not a curated record. The transcript has 4 exons. Lineage: Eukaryota; Metazoa; Chordata; Mammalia; Primates; Hominidae. Gene Ontology annotation, cellular component: extracellular exosome. The coding region runs from base 451 to 822 and encodes 123 amino acids.
CAAUUGCCUCGAAAGUGAAACUCAGUUAAACCUGAGUGGUGCUGAGCAAACUACUACAUUAGGCACUCAUCUAUUAUAGAGGAUAUAUUUCAAAGACAGAGUGAUGUAAUGGAGAAGCAUUUUCUAAGGAAAUCAAGAGCCCUUUUCUAUCUCAGGUUUCUUUUUAUUGAAGCUUGAAGCUCAAGUUCAUGGCUUCAUCAAAAGACGCUUCAAAUCCUGAAGUUGAGAUAGCUCUCACCUGGAGCCCGUGUGUUGUUCUACCCUUUGGCUGGGAACACAGUCACCUGGGAAUCAUUCCAGCAGGUGGCUUCAAAAGUCCAACCUGCUAGGUUGAAAUCUGACACUGACACAGACUCCGGGAGCUGCCGCGGAAAGCUCUACCAGGAACCCGGAAAUGCACAAGCCUCUUGAUGCAUAAAAACAGCUGGGCUCCCUUGGAGACAGAGCGCCAUGGGAAACCGGGUCUGCUGCGGAGGAAGCUGGACCUGCCCAUCAACUUUCCAGAAGAAAAAGAAAACAGGAAGCCAAGCAAGACGGACACUGAAGCCGCAGCCACAACAGCUGCAGCAGAAUCUCCCAAAGGGCCAUGAAACAACAGGACAUACGUAUGAGCGGGUGUUACAGCAGCAAGGGUCUCAAGAGAGGAGUCCAGGCCUCAUGUCGGAAGACAGCAACUUACAUUAUGCUGACAUUCAAGUGUGCAGCCGUCCCCAUGCCCGGGAAGUGAAACAUGUCCAUUUAGAAAACGCUACAGAGUAUGCGACCCUUCGCUUCCCCCGGGCCACACCUCGCUAUGACAGCAAGAACGGGACCCUGGUGUGAACGUUGGGGAGGAAGGCCCAGUCCAUUGUUAACCACUAAUCCUGUGGGGGAGAACCUACUGCUUUGGGGAAUUGGGUGGCAACCCAGGGAUAUUGGCCACGUUUUAAGCUUAAAGAACUCCAAGGCCCCUGGAAUUGUGGGCGUCCCAUUUUCUCCCCUGGCCUCUGACUUGCCGCUGUUAGGUUGGAGUUAUAGUUGGUUUAGCUAUGGGUGGAUAGCUAAACUUAGCUAUCCACAUGAGGUUAGGUGGAGUGUGCAGGGAGGUAGGUCUUCGACCCCACCAUUGUUGCUCCUGCUCUUGAAAAGUGCAGAAAGAGCAGGUAAAAAGUUAGCCUAUAAGCACGUGGGCUGAUCUUGUUGGACUUUAAUUAAUGGUAUCCUUUUUCACACACCUUAAACUCCAAAGCUGAAGGGGAGGUGCUCUGGAAAAGCAUUCUGAGCUUUUACAUUCAGACACUAGGGCUGGCUUGGGCCAUUUCCGCAGUGGCUGAGUCAGGUUCCAGACCUUAACAGACAAAUGGGGAAAGGGGGCUGAGGCGUGGAGGAAGCGCUUUCCAACCAUGGGCUACAGGACCUCAAGUCAGUGAUAACCGACAGCACAGCGAGGCCCGGAAACUUCCCUCGGAGGGACUGUUGGCUCUCGCAGGUGCGGGGCCGCUAGGAUCAAUAAACGGCCUGAGAAACA